Messenger RNA from Miscanthus lutarioriparius, 381 nucleotides. The record is from the annotation of a GenBank genome assembly. NCBI's taxonomy places the organism in Eukaryota, Viridiplantae, Streptophyta, Magnoliopsida, Poales, Poaceae.
AUGGCCGGGGCAGCUGCUGAGCAGCUGGUGUGCGUGACCGGAGCUGGAGGCUUCAUCGGGUCAUGGCUGGUCAAGGAGCUGCUCCAACGCGGCUAUGCUGUGAGGGGCACCGCCAGGGACCCUGAGGACUCCAAGAAUUCGCAUCUGCUGGCACUGGAUGGAGCUCAGGAACGGCUAUCUCUGUACCAUGCGGAUGUGCUGGACUACAUGUCACUUCGUCGUGCCUUCAGCUUAUGUGAUGGUGUCUUCCAUGUUGCCUCCCCGAUAUCCAAUGAUCCUGACCUUGUGCCGGUUGCUAUUGAGGGAACAAAGAACGUUAUGAACGCUGCAGCAGACAUGCGGGUUCACAUCGUCUUACGGUGCUGUCCAUAUGAACCCUAA